Toxotes jaculatrix (banded archerfish) is the source of this 7103-nucleotide messenger RNA. It is a transcript of the gene cables2b, whose product is annotated as Cdk5 and Abl enzyme substrate 2b. The record is from RefSeq and is a predicted model, not a curated record. Gene Ontology annotation, biological process: regulation of cell cycle. The transcript is spliced from 10 exons. The coding region runs from base 1 to 1626 and encodes 541 amino acids. Lineage: Eukaryota; Metazoa; Chordata; Actinopteri; Toxotidae.
AUGGCGGCGGCGGCUGCUGCCUGCGGCCAACACAGCGCCGCGAUAACGGCCGCCGUUAGCGGUAAAAAGCCGCAUACUAACAGGGAACACAGUCGGAGGAACCGGGAGAACUCUCGCAGGAGACAAGCGGCUCUUUUGUUUCUCAGUAACAUCUCCCUGGACGGACGACCAGUCCAGAGUAUUUCAGUCGAGAAUGAAGGAAGCCGCCACCAUAAAGACGCCGACUUGGAGGGAGCCGACUCCAGCUCUGCGGUGGCAGCAGUGACCGGGUUGUGCCCGGAGCUGGGUAACAGUGGCAGCUACGGGACAUUCUCCGGCUUGUCAGCGUCCGUGAGCUGCAGUAACGUCAGUCCCUCCCCGGCACCGAGGACAGGACUCCUCAACGUACCGCCUAUCCUUGUCCUACCGUCGGAUACGGGGUUCAAUGAUGUGGGAAGUGCGGAGGUGCUGCUGGAGUGCCGCAGAGGCUCGUUCCCUUCACCGGGGGGGAACAGCAACCUUCUGUCACCGUCCCCGUCCAACACCAGCCUGCUACCGUCGCCACUAGGACCGCGGAAGUCUUCCACACUGCUGUCAGUACAGAGCUGUAACUCGGUGUCCUCAGAGCCGAGACAAAGGACUCGUAACCUCUCUGGUGGUUCUCCUAGACCUCGGCACACCAAGAAGAUUCACUUCAUCAAAAACAUGAAACAGUACGACACGAGAGGCAGCAGGAUCGUGCUGAUCUGUGCUAAGAGGUCUCUGUGUGCUGCCUUCUCUGUUCUUCCCUACGGAGAGAGCUUCUACCUCAGUGACCCCACAUUAAACCACCCGAGGAGGAGACACUCAUCUGGAAACAUCUCUACCACCCUGGAGAUGCUGCCGGGGCUAGAAGGCUUCCAUCUGGAGACCUACGGCCGGUCGGUGUCGUACGCCCAGUUCCUGUACCCCACUAACGCUCUGGUGAGGCAGAAGCCGUCAUCAGCCAGUGACCUGACACUGCAGAUCCCUGUGUCCAGGAGCACGCACAGCAUGCCGGGCAGGAGUUAUCCACCCAGUAGGCUGAACAGCACUGUGGGACUGGACCUGGGCCUGGACGAUGUGACCGACUAUGACCCUAACCUCCUCAGUGACCACCAGUGGCCCUGUGGGAAACACAAGCGGGUGUUGAUUUUUGCCUCCUACAUGACCACAGUUAUAGAAUACGUCAAACCGUCUGAUCUGAAGAAAGACAUGAACGAGACGUUUAAGGAGAAGUUUCCUCACAUUAAACUCACUCUCAGCAAAAUACGCAGUCUGAAGAGGGAGAUGAGGGUGGUUGGGGAGGACUGUGGCCUGCAGCCUGUCAGCAUCGCGAUGGCGUUUGUCUACUUUGAGAAGCUGGUGCUGCAGGGUCGACUCAAUAAACAGAACAGGAAGCUGGUGUCAGCUGCCUGCAUCCUAUUGGCUGCUAAGAUCAGCAGUGACCUCAAGAAACAGGAGGUCAAACAUCUCAUUGAUAAGCUGGAGGAGCGUUUCAGGAUCGGCAGGAGGGAACUGAUCUCGUUUGAGUUCACCAUCCUGGUCGCCCUGGAGAUGGCGCUUUACCUCCCCGAGAGUAAAGUCAUGCCACAUUACAGACGGCUGGUUCAGCAGCAGCAGUUAUAGCAGUGCCCGGCUCCACAGCACAGUGGCGCACCUCCGUCCAGGGACUUUCAGCACCUUCCAGCUCCACACUGUGAUCUUCAUCAUGCCUGGCUCAAAGGCUCAGAGGCACAGAGGAAUCACCCUCCUCUGUGCUCACGACGCAGACACCAAAGUUCAGCCACACUGUGAUGGUAGUAUGACAGCAGGCCUGGUAAUGCCUGGUUCAACAGCCCAGAGAGCAACAUCGCUUUCUCUCCUCCUUCAAGCACCAAAGUGACGACACACUGUGAUCGAGGGUUCAGCAGCACCAUGGGAACCAUCGUAGGUCAGAUUCAUCACAACCCUUCAAAAUCAUGUCCCACUGAAAGAAUAACUUUGUUUUUUUUUUAUUUUCAUACCUUUGGUUGUCAUUUCUGUUGGUUAAAAAUAGGGAUGCACCGAGGGCGAAAUUCUGGAGCGAUGCCGAUGUUUUAAAAGUCUUUCAGCUCUUCGUCAUACAAUCCUUGAAUGAGCACAAAUUCAAUCAGAAAAAAUUAUGAAACAAAAACAACCUUUACUGUCAAUUUUUAGAUAAACUUAAUUCACAACAAGUUCUUUUCUGAAAACUAACAGUCCUCUCAGACUGCUAACCAAUCAAUGGAAAGAUUUUUUCAAUACUAACAUUGCCCAACAAAAUAAUUUGAGUGGUUUUAGCCUGAUAAUCUCCUCAAACAUAUCAUUCAGGGAGGGGGCCCUGCUGCGUCGGGUCGUUGCCUCUUGCGCUGUGGGUGAUAUGCGCUCUCUCCGUCGCGCGGCCCGUCCUCGGCACCGGCAGCAGGCGACAGGUGCGCGUCAGGUAUUGCUCGUGCGCGUUGUUUAACAUCCUCACCAAAGUAGCGAUCCUUGUACCUGGGAUCCAGUGAGGUAGCAGUGCAGAGCAUGGGAUCAUACUCGAUUUGAUCGAAGAGUUUAUUUACAGCCUCUAAUAAUGAGGUCUUUGUUGUUGUAACGCCGUGGUCUGUGUCUGCCUGCUGGCUCACAGGACGUCUCAGGCCGCUCACAGAGAGGAUGGCGUCGGCAGCUGGUGCCUCUGAUGAGCUAACUUCUCUUGUCAGUUGUUCAAACAGGGAGGAGUGUUAUGAAGUUUUCAGUUAAUUGCCGCUGGUGCGCACUGAGAGUGGCGGGGAGGUCGUAGUCUACGGCAUGUGUAGCAAGUGCGCGCUUUUCUUCCAGCAAACUCUCCAUCAUGUAAAAGCUGCUGUUCCACCGAGCGGAAACAUCUUGCUGUAGCCUUUUUGGUUUCAUCCCCAACUGGACCUGCGCAGCCUGAAGACGCGAACAGGCGAGAGGUGAGAGUUUAAAGUGGCCGACUAGUUUUGGGCAAAUAGCCACAACACCCGUGAUGCUGCGCUGGCUUAGAAACACCAUCAGGGACUGCCAGUUGCAGAGUGUGAGUGUGUGCCAUGCAGCCAAAACUAGCCAGACCACUGUCCGUCAUAGCUUUCCUCACAUCCCUAGCUUUAUCCAUUAGGACAGCAUGCACUCUGGGGUUUCCACCUCUGGAACAAAGGCCUCUGAGAUGGCAGCUGCUGAGUCGGUACCUGUGAACUCCUGGGAGUGUGACGCUGCCUUUACCAGGUGGAAGUCCUUGUCGCUGUGCCGUGAGGCUGCGCAUGAUGUCUGAACUCCAUACAUCAGUGGUAAAACUGACUGCAGCGCGAUGUCACGCGCCAGUAGCUCGUGAAUGUGCGUGGCCACAGUGUUGUGGAUUUCGGGGAGACAGACCUCGGCGACGUGACGUCGGCUAGGCAGCGUGUCGCGUGGCCCCUUAAACUUAAUCACGUCCUCCACUGCAGAGAAAGGCAGGUCAGCUAAAGGAUGAGCUCCAUCACCUGGUUGUUUUGCUUUGGCGCUGUCUGUCUGUGGGCAGGUGUUUGGCUUUCUCAAACGCCGUAUCAGUUACAGUCCGAGUCUUACCGGUGGCGGUUCGCGCUUUCUCGGUCGCGUGCAGGUAAUCCCUGUACACCGCCUCGUGCCUGCUUUUCAAAUGUCCACGGGGAUUUGUUGUGUUAAAUGUCUGUCUUGCAGUUCCACCUCUGGAAAUGUCAAUGGAACAUAUUACAAACUGCGUAACGCGGAUCUUUCUCCGACACCAAAGUAUCGCCACACGGCCGCCGUCUUCUUUUACUUGACUGAGCGCCCUCUUCCGUCCGGGCAGAGUUACAUCUCCAAAAAAAAGGAAAAACGAAAGGUUUCAACUGAGCACAGCGUUCAUGCGACAUGUACAUCAACACAUAAUCAUCUUUGAAUGUCAUCUUUAUUUGCUGAUGGCAGUUAACGAGGCGAACAUCGGCCGAUACCUUUGUUCAGCCGACGCAUCGGUGCAUCCCUAUAAAAAAUCCCCCACACAGCUCUCAUUUAUCUGCUGAAACUGGGAAAUUGGGGUUUUUGUAAACCUGUGUUUAGCAGUUUUGAGCUCUGUGCAAUUUGACCUAAUGAGUAACUUAUUUACCCGGAAAAAAACAUUUUCAUCAUUUCUCUUAAAGCAGUACUAACGCUGAAACAGUCUUUAGUUCAGAAUUUCGUCUUUGUUUGUUUUCUAACUCUGCAGAAACACAAAGAGGGAAUUUUGCACUAAAAAGACUAACUUUGAUUUCUUUAACUCAGAGUGUUGAAGCCUCAGAUUAACUUCAGAUGAAGUUUGGGACGCAGCUUUCAGCACUGAUAGAGCAGAAAGCAGAACCUGUUUCAGCGCUCGUAUGGGCGGAUAUAAACUCAGAUACUUCUGCAGUGGAAAAAAAACUUUAACACCAUUUGCUCAAAUUGUGUUAGAGUAAAGGCCAAAACCUUUUUCGCCUUCAGUGCAGAAACACAAAGAAACACGGCGGCUUUGGAAAAAAAAAGGAACUCUUCUCAUCAGCUCACGUACGGUACAUCAGGCCUGUAAAGACUGACUGAUGACUGAUGUUUGGACAGGCCCUUUGCCAAAAGUGAAAGGAAAGUCCCAGCGUUUUAAGGUGGACUGCACAGAUAUGAUUAGUGUUUAACAGAAGAAACUCACUGUGGCUUCGCCCUCAUUGUGUCUGCACCGUGAAGGAACAUCAUAACUACCAAAAAGUCCUUCGUGUUCAUGAACUACCUGAGAAAAACAGCAUUUCACUCAAACAUUAUUUAUUCUGUGUUCACUGUAUCAUAAAGCGAUGAACAUUUAACCAAACAGAGGCCGCUAACAGGGUGUUUGUGACUGUUUUUCCUCCAUCUUACAACAGGAAAUUACUUUUAAAAAAAAACAUUUUGUACUGGGUAUUCUGAAACCGCUGGUCAGAGGCAGCCAUGUUGGAGGAAACAGCUGGACAUUCUCUGUAGAGCCUCUGUUGUUUUUGCACUUUGCCUUUUUGCUUCACAAUCCUGAAUCUUUAUUUUAUCACUAAGUAACAAGGGUAAUAAUAUUUUUCUACAUGUGAGGUGUAUUAUUGUAGUAUUGUAUGCUGAGAACUGACCGAGUCACUGAAAUUUAUUUAUUACUAAUAAACCUCCAGACGAAGGAUCACGUUUUAAACCGUCUGAGUGUCAAACAGUCACAGCUGAAGUUGUAAACCUGACGAUGCAAAGCAGCUUCACUCCACAUCAUUCAGCUGAAAACGACUUCAGCUAAGGUUUUAAAUUAAAACGUGAUUCUUCCUCUUGAGGUUUCACAUCAAUGUUCUUCCACAGUUGUUAUUUUCUCUCGUGUGUUAAAGGUACGCGGUUGUAUUUCGGAGUCGGGGUUCGUCUGUACCUGAGCGCCGGAGCAGGAGAGCUGACGGAGUUCACUCUGCAUUUACGAGCCGAGUUUGGACUAAAGUUCUGCUUCAUGGCCCCAGUGUGUCCAGGCUCAGGUUCCGGUUUGGUUAUUUUCUAAUGCAACAUAUCAAAACAUUCUUUUUCUUCUUUCCUUUUUUGGAGACAGCGUGUUGGUUCAGAUAAGGGGAAACUCUAAAGGGACAGAAAGGAAGAAAGUUGUCGAGUUGCGUCUUGAAGAAACAAACCAGUGAUUUUUCAUAUUAAGCCUGUUUACCACCUUCUCCGUUCAUUUCAGUGUCAUACGACAAUCAUCACUUGUUGUGUAUUGUGUAAUACCUUACAGUGAACGUCAGGUCUGUCAGUUAUAUAAAGGUGCGCAACUGUUCAGAGAUCACACAACACACACGCUUCAUAUCAGCCUGGACUAAAUAAUUUAACCCUGAAAAAACAUGAUGCAGACUUGAUGUUCGCUGUGAUUAAUUACAGAACUAAAGCAAGUUUCAGGCUGAUCGUUAAACCACAGGGAAAACACACAUUGGAAAAUGGUCAGCGCAAGUAUUCAUAAUUUGUAGGUAAGGAAAUAAAACUUUGAGGAACACUGGCUUGGUUCUUUAAAGACGGGGCUUCAGGUUUCAUCUUUGGGUCCAUGCAGAACUUUAGUGUCAAAAAAAACUUGUCAGUUAUUUCUCUCCUGCUCUGACAAAGACGGUGAAGAAGAAUCUCCGCUCCGCAAUUUACACUGAGACGCUUCAGAGCAGAGUCGUAUAUUUAAACUGUCGCCUCAGUGAAACCCACUGAAGGAAAAAGAAUAUUUGGGCAAUAAACAGAUGGACUUCCUGCGUUUAGGCUGAAGAACGACGCUUAAAGACGCACUUCAGCCGUCAGCACAGUGAAUAUAAGACUCUGCUUCAGAGCAGAAACAGCACACGAUCCUCCAGAGUCGUCUUCUCUACAUUAGAGAUGUGAUAUUGAUUCUAUGCAGCUCUUACUGUGUCAGCUGACCUUCAUCCUCCUCCCCCUCCUCAGUGCGUUUACCUUUACUGUGCCACAGCGUUAAUUUUUACCUGACACUCCUUAUUUAAAACACUCGUACGCAAGUUGUUUUUACUUUGUUUUGUAUCACGUAAUUAUUAUUAUUUUCUUCUUCUUUGAGCACUGUAAGGCUGUAAAGGCAAAUAUUUACCAAGUGUUUGUCUUUCGUUUAUAAUUAUUUUUACAUUUUAAGUUAAUUAGAUUUUUGUAUUGUGUUGUUUUUUGUUUUUGUUUGUCUUUGUUUAACUCGACAACAUGGACGAGCAGCGUUGCAGUCAAGGCAUCACACGACGUAAAUCUGUUAUUAUUUAUGUUUUGGGUUCAGCUGUUGUUGCCACAUGUUUUACAUGCAUGCAGUGAUCCUGACGAAAAAAGAAAUCGUUAAAUCGGGUUAAGCUGUUCAUACAUUUUGUAGUGUGACGAUCAUCUUCAACGCAAUCAACCUGUUUGAAGUGUCGUGUACAAGCUACAGCGCAAACAGCUGCUGUUCGUGGUGUAGUCAGUCACACUGCGGGGCAGGUGGGUGUUCAGCAUGUGACUGACUACACCUACCUGCCCAGCAGUGUGUGUUCAGCUCACAACUGGAGGAGAAGUGGAUGAAAAAUAUUUAUAGAAAUAUUUUGUAAAAGAUAAAGACCAUGUACUGUUUAAACUGCCAUGUUCGAUUCAUGUCAAAUUUUAUUUUCAUUAAAGAUGUGGAAUUU